AUGGCCGACGGUCCCGGCAGCUCCCUGCCCCCCCUGGCCAGUGCCAUGCUGCCCACCCCGGUCUUGAGCUUAGAGCAAAGGGCCGCUUUGGUUUUCGUUUUCCUUCUCUUUGUCGUCCUAGGAGUGCUGAUCGUCCGCUGUUUCAGGAUCUUGCUGGAUCCCUACCGCAGCACUCCGACCUCGACGUGGACCGACUACAUGGAAAAGGACGCCUUUGGUUACCGGCUGGCCUGA
Messenger RNA from Eublepharis macularius, 234 nucleotides. RefSeq names its product cortexin-3-like. The coding region runs from base 1 to 234 and encodes 77 amino acids. The record is from RefSeq and is a predicted model, not a curated record. Lineage: Eukaryota; Metazoa; Chordata; Lepidosauria; Squamata; Eublepharidae. The transcript has a single exon.